This is a messenger RNA of Daphnia magna, 2123 nucleotides long. RefSeq lists its product as uncharacterized. The transcript has 7 exons. The record is from RefSeq and is a predicted model, not a curated record. The coding region runs from base 119 to 1975 and encodes 618 amino acids. Lineage: Eukaryota; Metazoa; Arthropoda; Branchiopoda; Diplostraca; Daphniidae.
CGGACCUUUGCAACAGGUGAAGCACAUAGACCUACAGGAUAUAAAAGGCCAGUCGUAAAACGAUAGCAAUCACCACUUGUGUCUGCAGCUGGUGCGUUCACGCAAUCGUUUUUACAAGAUGAAAUUGGCCUUGAUUUGCCUAUCGAUUUUGCUGGUUGUUUCAUGCUCUCAGCAACGCCUAAAUAAAAGAUUAACAUGGCCCAUUUCCUACUAUUCACCAAGGACUUUUUAUCCUUGGCCGUAUUCCUUAGACGAUUUUCCUUUGGACUCUUUGAAUCCAUCUCCUUUGGUAUCGGACGAAGCAUUCCAGUUGGAAGAAGACGGUGCUAAAAGUGAUCAAGAUUGGCUAACGCUGGAUUCUGUUCAAUCACGAUCAGCUAAUCGUUUCCGACCGAAACUUGCCAAUUUGAAUCAAUUCCCUCCGCCUCAGCAGAGGCGUUUCUUCGGCGCUUUCAAUCCGUUUUUCGGCAACAACAAUAAUCUCUUCUCUUCUUUCGCUCCCCAAAGCUCAACACUGGUGACAAUCACGGCUUCAGUCACGCUAACAACGGCCGUGAUCAGUACGUGCAUUCCGAAUACGCAAUUCUCAGUUGGAGCUGCGAAUAUUGUCUGCGCCAGAAGGAGACGUCACGUUGCCGAGUUGAUGGAUCCAUUCGACGAUAUCGAACCCAAUUCAUUCCUUCAGACUCAAGUCUCUCCCACACAAGUUCUAAAAGUUGAACCGACUGCGAUUCCGCUGGCCAACAUCGAACGUGAACGCCGUCAAGCAGAUUUCCAGGGCAUCGUAUCAUCUAAAGAAGAUGUCGAAUCUCUUGCUAAUGAUAGCAAAGACCAGGCUAUGAUUAAUCAGCGCCAAAAUCGAGCCUUCACCGUCACUUUCUCAACGACGACCACCAGUUACUUCUUCACUUCGACUGUCGUGAGGAAGACACUGAACUUGGCCGCUUCAACUGCUCUCUCUUGCGUCCCGGUUGGUUAUCUCGUGUGCUUGUUCCAUUCAUUUUUAUUUUUUUCAGACAUGAAGUUUCUAGUUCUCGUUCUUGCUGUUGCUGUUGUAGCUGGCAACAUUUUCCAUCGGCCAUUUUCCACUCAAUUAAAGCCAUCCUGGCCAAUCGUAUCGUCUCCGGCCUACCAGCACCCUUUCUUAACUAACAAAGGUUCUUACUACCAUCAAAGCCAACCCAAGGAUUGCGAAGAAAAUCAAAAUUAUAUCUCUUUUUACGACUAUUUUCCAUUCUAUCCUUACCCUACCAAUAUUCAACAAGGAGUUUAUUCGGGACAGCCGCGAUCACCGGCAGCCAAGAAAAAUGAUCAAUCACAAGAUUGGCAAAAGAUUUUGAAACAACGUUCGCGUUGGAAUCAAAAGUUUUUCUUGCUCGAUAACGAAGCUCAAACGGUUCACGCUCUUCGCCCUUUCAAUCCGCUCGAAAUGUUCAGCUACCAUAUCAAUCAAAUCAAACCAUCUGCGCCUCUGACUCGUCCCAUCUUUGCUAGACGCAGCACUGUCUUCUUCACAAUUACAGAGACCACCAGGAAAAUAGAUGUACAAAUUUGCAUUCCGUCCACUUUGUUCACUUCUCCGAGUUUGCCAACUCAAUGCCCCACUUAUAAUCGGACGAUACGUCAUUUCAAAAGCUACGUCGAUUUAUUGGAAGGUGAAAACAUCCGGCCAUCAUCCACCAGUCCGGUGAUGCCGACCGUUUUGGAUAUUCAAUCACAAAAAUCUCCGGUUUAUUCAAUUGAAUCUUCAAAGGAUGAGGAUCUUAACGAAGAACGAGAUUUGGGUUAUUAUGAGAUGGAAGAAUUAACAAGAAGAGACAGGGCCAUGUUUGGGUGGCCAACUACAAGGACCGUGACGGUUGUGGCAACCCAGACUUCAAUCGUAACACGGGCUGUGAGCCCAAUGCAUCCCCCGAUAGGCUCUCCAACAGGUCUGCUCAUUUGCGUACCACCCGGCCUCGUCGUUUGCGUAUGAAUCAAUUGCUCGAGAAGGAACAGUUUCUUUUUGCUUCUAUCUUUAUCAUAUACAUUGUUACUUUCCGUUAUUCAGUCCAACGUGCUGCACGGCAUUCACGUUUGUACCCACACGUAAUUGUUGGAAUACACAGCGCUAGAGUAGUAUA